Messenger RNA from Coregonus sp. 'balchen', 3361 nucleotides. The record is from the annotation of a GenBank genome assembly. NCBI's taxonomy places the organism in Eukaryota, Metazoa, Chordata, Actinopteri, Salmoniformes, Salmonidae.
UUGUUUCAAUGACUGCCCUUGACUCUGACCUUUGAACAGCACGAUGAAUGAGCAAAGCUCAGUGUUAUUUAAUCAUAGGGACAUAAACAGCCGAAGAUGUAGUAAUUUAAACUUUGAAAUUAUUGAAGGAUCAUGUCAAUUGACCAACGGGCGUGGUCUUAUCUUUUAUCGAAAUAUAAUUGUUGCUAUGAAAUGACCUAUUUCCGAAAUUAGCCUAUAAUUUCAAUAGGUUUGAUAUCGCAACUAUAGAUAUAGGGAAACUUUAGCCUAAUAUUGUAGCGAUUUACCGCAAAUGUUAUACUUCAUUACUUCGUUUCUUCCGAGUUUACCUGGAUGGCUGACGCUGGACGCAAACCCUCUGGACAGUUUACUCCAAGGUGAGAUUUGUGUAUUGUUUCAGGCUACUCCAGGUAGGUCGGCGCUAGGCCUGAUCCUUUCUUGGUUUAUACCGAAUGCCCUUUUGCAGGUUACCACUCGUGCUGUAGCCUACUUUUAUUUUAAGAACCAUACUGUUGAAUAGGUCCAUUUUGGCGAUGUCAGGUGAUCAAAUAUUUUUGUAAUAUACAGGACUUGUCUGCGCAUGUGGGAUCUCUGUCCUCUGUAACCUGAUGAGAGUACACUUAUUCUUAAAGACUGAAAGGUGAGAAACGUAUACACCAAUGGUAAUGGAUUUGAUUCCACAUGUGUCUCAAUAACAAGUGUAUAAUAAUACCUAUGUAGUUACAUAGGCAGCCUUAGUGUAUAGGUUAGGCUAUAUUGUUAGCUGUUAUACUUGUUUCACACAUUAACAUUUUAUAUCCAUUUGAUAAGUAAACAAACUCAAAUUGAUUGUUGCUAAACCUCCUCUUGCCCUAGAAUUAUCAUCUGAAUGCAAUUACCAUUUCAUAGAUAGGGAGGGACUCUUAAAAAAAACACUUGAGAAGUGGACCAAAGCAUAUCCAAUAUGUGGAUGUGGAUAACUGACCUUUUGCCUACUAACCUUAGGACUCUUGAUGUACAGUUUACUAAUUUAUGCUAUUGAAUAACAUGCUUGUAUUCGUCACUAUGAAAAAAGACUGUGAUGCGAUUUACAUUGGCAACAGUAAUCAAUGUAUCCUGAGAAAUCAUUGUUUUGUAUUUCACUGCCUUGAAAUGUAUAGUCUCUCAAGUUACUCUCUCUACUCAGUUCAAACAAUGAAGGCAGCAGUAAAGAGACAUCUAUGCAGAAGACACCAAGGCAUCAAACCAGUACUAAAAUUGGGCUAAGUGGAGCUCUCCAGUUCUUGUUCCUGUCGGUGAUCCUGGCUGUAGUGGGCUCUCGGGUUGCCUCCCUGGUGGUUCUAGAGUUCUCCCUCAGAGCAGUGUCAGCUUGGGUCACAGCUGGACCAGUGAGCAUUAUAAUAGCAUAAAUGUCACUAAGAAUUACAUGAAAAGCUCUCUCACAUUCAUCAGCCUUGAUUCAUCUCUCCUCUUAAUUAAUUUAUCUCCUUCUCUCUGAAUCUGCAGGAGUCCAGUAGGUUCCUACAGCAGCUGCUGGUCCAAUGUCAGUUCUCCUUGGGCUGUGCUCUCAGCUGCAGUCUCCAUUUCCUCCACGAGGGUGCGCCACAGCGCUGGCUCUGCCUGCUCAUCACUGCAGGACUGAGCUGGUUCCUGGCCAGCCAGACUGGGCACCUACGGCUCCAUGUCAUGGCACUGUACAGACUACACAGUUCCCAGCGCUACUGUGGAGUGUGCAUGACACUGCUAACAUCAGGUUGCUCUCUGUUACCGUGCCUGACCAGGGCCCUUAUGCUCACCUUUGCAGUGGCUGCCAUUGCCGCCCUAUCUACAAUCAAUAAACACUUCCUCUCAGCUACAGAGGCCCUCAGGUUCUGGACUCCACUGACAAUCUGCUACACACUACUGGUGGUGUAUAUGCAGGGUGAGAGACUGAACAUACAAUAGCCUGCAUGGGCAAACGUUUAAUCAGCAGAAUGUCAGAGACUAUUUAGGUAUUUUGUACAUAGCAGAGAGCAAGUAAAGGACAAGCAUAUUGUUGUCAUUCUCAUUGAGAAAUCUGAUGAGAAUUAUUUUCUACUCAGAGGAGCAACAUCGCCAGCCAAGUGGCCAGGCUGUUAUAAACACAGUGGUGGUGCGUCUGGGAGGGCUCAUGGUCCUGAUGCUGAUUGUCGGCCGCUGGGCAGAUGUGCUCCACAUCCUUCUGUGCUUCCUGGGUGAGGCUGGCUGUCUGAUACCCUCCAGAGACCUGUUGGAUGCUACAACACAGGUGAGAAUGAGUGUCCCUCAAUUGACCGUGCUAUUCCAGCUUGCUGUACAUUUAUCAAUCGAUCUAAAUAUUUCUGUCAUUUCAAUGUAUCUUACAUAAUAGAAAUGUGUGUUUGUAUGCAGGAUAUGGAGGAAGUUCCCAUACAUUCCCAGGGGAGUGAGAACCAGGGGGAGAUGCCUGACUCCUGGAAAAGACCACCAGAGUUAGGCUAAUCGACAUGGGGAAGAAACUAUUUGUGCUGGGACUCUUUCUUAGAGCAUCAGUCUUAGAUUAUAUUUUGUAUUAUUAUUGAUUAUUGACAACAGUGUUUACUUUUAUACCAUGGGAGUAUUUAAUGAAAAAUCUAUUAUGACACAUCACCUAACCUUUUUAAUAAGGUACCUUGCAAUAAUGUUAUUUUCAAUCCAUGCAGAGCUCUUGGGAGAUAUGGAUGAUGCUCUUGCCAUAAGAAAAGCACACUCAAUUGUGGCAGUGACUGCUACUCUUUCACACAAUUCCUUGGCCACAACAAGUCUCUUUGUUCUCAAAUGUCACUGCCAUUAAAUUGAGCCUAAAUAUGUUCAUUUUGGACCUUAGCAGCCCUGAACUAAUGUAACAAAUGCUGCUAUAGUGUACAACAUUGGUUACACAUUUUAUUACAGGCUACAUCAUCUGAUGUAACAGUAUCAGCUGCUGUAACGGUAUCAAUUGACACCAAAGAUGUGAUCAUAAUCUCCUGAACACAGGAUGUUGAUGGCGUGCAAAUUCUUCCACUUUCUUUGGUUAGAUUGUAUUUCAUCACAGGCAGGCUCAUGUCAUAUGGUAUAUUGAUGUGAACCAUGUCCGACUCAUCUUGAAAAGAAAUUUACACAAAAUGGCUGAAGCAUAAUAAUGUUGGCACUUGUAAAUCAGACAAAAUGGCGUUAUUCAAACUGGGUUUGCGGGCUAUUUUCAGAAAAGACGAACAAACCAAUCAUAACUCGCUACAUUGAAAAUGUCAAAUCGUUUGAAUUCUGCCUCUCUUUUAAUUGAGUGUCGACAUACACUAAAGUAUGUGUGUGUUAAUAAAUUGACAAUAAUUAGAUCGAAUAUAAACAUUAAAAUGUAAAUUAAACCUCCCACGAAAAGCCUAUUCGG